AUGAGCGUACUAUCUAAAAAAGACUUCGGUACCACUAUUGACGUGGAAAAAGUCGGUUCACUGGAUGUGAUAAAUAACACCACUAAUUUUGCUGAUUUUAAUGAUAAGAUAGAUACAGAUAAGUAUGGUGAGACGAAGAGAAAGUUGAGCCUGAGACAUGUUGCGUUGAUGAUCAUUGGUCAGAGUAUUGGAACUGGGUUGUUCAUUGGUCUUUCAAGUCCGUUAAUGACUUCUGGAAGUUUAUCAUUAUUUAUAGGGUUCUUAUUCUGGGCAUGUUUUGUGGUGUGGCCGUUGAUGCAAUGUGUUGCAGAAAUGUGCUCGUUUCUUCCUAUCAAGGGAAGUUUUUUGCAUUAUUCUGCCAGAUGGGUUGACCCUGCUAUGGGGUUUGCAUGUACUAUGAUCUACUUAUAUACAACAUUGAUGUUCGUCUGUGUGGAAGUUGUGGCAUUUGCUUCGGUGAUAGGAUUCUGGACCGAUGCUAACCCAGGGAUAUUUAUUGCUGUGGGAAUAUUAUCAAUUUUAUUUUUCAAUGUAUUUGGUGUUAACUGGUAUGGUGAGAUCGAGUUUGUGUCGUCAAUGUUGAAAGUUUUACUUAUUGUGGGGUUGAUGUUCUUCGGUUUGAUUGCCAUGUGUGGUGGUAAUCCUAAGAAGGAUGCUUUUGGAUUCCAACACUGGUCCGAGGGUGGUUUAUUCAAGUCAUACCUCGUAUCUGGCGCCACUGGCCAAUUUCUUGGUUGGUGGAAUGUUUUAAUCUACGCAGCAUUUGCUUGUGGGGGUCCAGAUAUCCUAGGAAUGAUUGCAGGUGAAGUGUCACAGCCUAGGAAAGUCAUUCCAAUGGCCGGCAGAAGAGCGUACAUCAGAAUAUACUUAUUCUACUUCGGUGGUAUCUUUUUCAUGAACUCUUUAUGCGCAUCAAAUGAUCCAGCUUUAGUGGCAGCAUCAGCAACUGGGAAAGUAGGAGCUGCCGCUUCUCCCUGGGUCAUUGGGGUUAAAAAUGUGGGUGUUACCGGAUUAGACUCUUUAGUGAAUGCAGUAAUCAUGUCUGCAGCCUGGUCUUGUGGUAAUGGUUUCUGCUAUGCUGCUACUAGAUGUGCAUAUAGUGCAUCUUUAGCCGGCUACUUACCUCGUUUCUUCUCAAAGUGUUUAAAAAAUGGUGCCCCUAUUUAUUGUGUCAUUGGUUCGUUAUUGAUUGCAUGUUUAUCGUUCUUGAGUAUUUCAAGCUCAACGGCACAAGUGUUCAACUGGUUUAUUAAUUUAGCUACUACAGGAUUAUUGUGCACCUACUUCGUAUUAUGGCUUUGCUACUUCAAGUUCCGUCGUGCCUUGGAUGCACAGGGGUUUGACUACAAGAAAGACACCUAUUAUCAACCACCAUUCUUCUGCCAGCCUUACAUGUCAUACUUCGGUUUUUUCUUGACAAUAUUAGUGUUGAUCUUCAACGGGUUCUGGAUUUUCUUCCCCGGCCAAUUUUCUGUUUCUAACUUAUUUACUUCCUACUUUGCUCCUGUAUUCUUCGUUGUCUUAUACUUUGCAUGGAAAUUCAUCAAGAAGACCCACAUCAGAACAGAUGCAGAAGCAGAUAUCACCACAGGAAAAGAGGCCAUAGAUCUCGAAGAAGAAGAAGAAAACGAAUGGAUAGCUUCACAACCUCAGAAGACUGGCUUUCUUUAUAGAGCGUAUGAUAAAUUUUCCGACAUUUGUUUUAAUUGA
Messenger RNA from Debaryomyces hansenii CBS767, 1710 nucleotides. It is a transcript of the gene PUT4, whose product is annotated as Put4p. Gene Ontology annotation, biological process: amino acid transmembrane transport. Gene Ontology annotation, cellular component: membrane. Gene Ontology annotation, molecular function: amino acid transmembrane transporter activity. The record is from RefSeq and is a predicted model, not a curated record. Lineage: Eukaryota; Fungi; Ascomycota; Pichiomycetes; Serinales; Debaryomycetaceae. The transcript has a single exon. The coding region runs from base 1 to 1710 and encodes 569 amino acids.